AUGAGGCAUAUGAGUAUAGAAUGGCACGAGAUUAAAGCCAAUUCAUCAACUGGAUGUCUCCAAUGCCUUCCUCCACGGGACUCUCAAUCAUCUCGUCCAUAUGAAACAACCGUCGGGUUCAUAGACACAAACCAUCCCAAUUAUGUUUGUCGCCUCAAGAAAGCACUCUACGGUUUGAAACAAUCCCCUCGAGAGUGGUUCGCCACCCUAUCUGGCCAUCUUCAGACCCUUGGGUUUCAGCUUAGCAUCUCCGAUCCAUCACUCUUUCUUUACCACAAAAACGGGAUUCGCAUGUUCUUCCUCGUCUAUGUUGACGACAUCCUUCUUACCGGCAACAGUCCCGCCGCACUCAAGAAACUUCUGGACAACCUCAAUUCCACCUUUACAAUGCGAGAUCUCGGCACUAUUUCGCAAUUUUUGGGUAUCCAGGCCACCUCCACAUCUUAUGGGCUUCACCUCAACCAAAGUAGAUUUGCUCAAAGCAUUCUCGCUCGUGCAGGUAUGUCUAACUGUAAACCUGUUUCAACUCCAUCUCAAUUAAAAACUCCCACUAGUAAUGGUCUAACCGCUGCCUACUCAAAUCCAGCCUUCUAUCGACAACUCGCUGGAUGCUUACAAUAUCUCACCCUCACUCGGCCGGACAUCGCCUACACCGUCAACAAGAUAUGCCAAAACAUGCAAAAUCCAACUAUCCAACACUUCGACAAUCUCAAACGUCUACUUUGGUACAUCCAAGGUACCUUGCAUAUUAGACUUCCUCUCUUCCGCGGUGAGCUCGUUCUUCGCUCAUACACAGACUCCGAUUGGGCCGGUGACACACAGGAUUGGAAGUCUAUGUCCGGUUAUUGCAACUUUCUUGGUUCCUCUCUCAUCUCUUGGAGCGUCAAGAAACAAAAUGCUGUCGCUCGAUCAUCUACCGAAGCCGAAUAUCGAGCACUUGCAUCUGCCGCAGCUGAAGUCACGUGGAUCCGCCGUCUGCUACAAGAACUUCACUGCACCCAGACCACCGCUACUUCCCUCUUCUGCGACAACACCUCGGCUAUAGCAUUGGCAAACAACCAUAUCUUUCACGCCAGAACUAAGCAUAUCGAGGUCGAUUGUCAUUACAUUCGCCACUGCAUCAAAGACAAAUCAAUCCAGAUUCAUCACAUUCCCACGGCAGAACAACUGGCUGACCUUCUCACGAAGACGCUUCCUUCACCUAGAUUCAAACUACUCACCAACAAGCUGGUGCAGCCUAUGGAUCCACCACCUUGA
Molecule: messenger RNA, 1257 nt
Organism: Dendrobium catenatum
Lineage: Eukaryota; Viridiplantae; Streptophyta; Magnoliopsida; Asparagales; Orchidaceae
Exons: 1
Coding region: 1-1257 (418 amino acids)
Source: RefSeq, a predicted model, not a curated record